Messenger RNA from Oryza sativa Japonica Group (Japanese rice), 1835 nucleotides. NCBI's taxonomy places the organism in Eukaryota, Viridiplantae, Streptophyta, Magnoliopsida, Poales, Poaceae. The record is from RefSeq and is a predicted model, not a curated record.
AUUGAAGCUAGGAGAACGACAUGGCGCCCCAUGAGUUGCAGCUAUUUAUCGCAGCCUUCACCUCCUUGCAAGUUCCAUUCUUUCAUCUCGCUUCACCUCAUCGCCAUUGCCAUCCAAAGCAAAGAAGAGAGCCACCCUGCAGACACAGUACGCACACGCAGAGAGAGAGAGAGAGAGAGAGAGAGCAAGGGAUGAGGCUUCUCGGAGCUCAUCGUGCUGCUCUGCUGGUGCUCGCGUGCGUCGUCGUCGUCGUCAUCCAUGGCCUAGGAGAGGCGGAGGCCUUGGGAGGAGGGGGCGGCUUCGUGAGGGCGCAGGGGACACGGUUCGUGCUCGACGGCAACCCGUACUACGCCAACGGGUUCAACGCCUACUGGCUCAUGUUGCUGGCCGCCGACCCGUCGCAGAGGGGCAAGGUCAGCGCCGCGCUCGGCGAGGCCGCCGGGCACGGCCUCACCGUCGCCAGGACGUGGGCGUUCAGCGACGGCGGCGGCGGCAACGCGCUGCAGUUGUCCCCCGGCAACUACAACGAGAACACCUUCAAGGGUUUGGAUUUUGUGCUGUCUGAGGCUAGGAAGUAUGGGAUCAAGGUGAUACUGAGCCUUGUGGACAACUACGACUCUUUUGGCGGGAGGAAGCAGUAUGUGAACUGGGCAAGAGCGCAGGGGCAGGGCAUUGGGUCCGACGAUGAGUUCUUCACCAACCCUGUUGUUAAGGGCUUCUACAAGAACCACGUGAAGACGGUGUUGACGAGGAAGAACACGAUCACGGGGGUGGCGUACAGGGACGACCCGACCAUCCUGGCGUGGGAGCUGAUGAACGAGCCGAGGUGCCAGUCCGACCUGUCCGGCCGCACCGUCCAGUCGUGGAUCACCGAGAUGGCGGCGCACGUCAAGUCCAUCGACCGCAACCACAUGCUGGAGGUCGGCCUCGAGGGCUUCUACGGCGCCUCCUCGCCGUCCCGCAUCGCCGCCGUCAACCCCUCCGGCUACCAGCUCGGCACCGACUUCAUCGCCAACAACCAGGUCCCCGGCAUCGACUUCGCCACCGUCCACUCCUACCCCGACCAAUGGUUGUCGGGCAAGGACGACCAGGCGCAGCUGGGGUUCAUGGGGAGGUGGCUGGACGCGCACAUCGCGGACGCGCAGGCGGUGCUGAGGAAGCCGCUGCUGAUCGCAGAGUUCGGCAAGUCGUGGAAGGACCCGGGCUACAGCAGCGGGCAGCGGGACGCGCUCUACGGCACGGUGUACGCCAAGAUCUACGAGUCGGCGCGGAGGGGCGGCGCCACGGUGGGGGGCCUCUUCUGGCAGCUCCUGGUGCCCGGCAUGGACUCGUACCGCGACGGCUACGAGGUCGUCUUCGGUGAGACGCCGUCCACCACGGGCGUCAUCACCACGAACAGCCGGCGGCUGCGCUUCCUCAGCAAGGCGUUCGCGCGGGCCAGGCAGGCCCAGCCGGCGAGGGGGAAGGGCCGACACAACGGCGGGAAAUAGAGAUUGACCGCUGAUUAGGCCCAGAAAGUGGUAGUAAAAGAAAGAAAGGCUUGGUUUGAUUUGUGUGUUUUACUUCAUGUGUGGGAGGUACGUGAGUGUGAGUUGAUGGCUCCUCGAGAUGAUUUAAGAUUCAUCCGGGAGAGAAGGAUUAGUAUUUGUCAUCCUUCUUGGUGCCUUGGGAGGACGUGUGUUUUUAGGUGUUCUUAAUUAUGUGGACCACGAAGUAGCCACUCUGUGGUGAAGUUUUAUGGUACCUGGCUAUGGAAGAAGCCAGCCAGUGAUUACAAAUUACUUACGUACUUCACACUAGUAUAAUACUCCUAUAUGAAUGAUGUUUUGCUGUCA